Molecule: messenger RNA, 3105 nt
Organism: Neltuma alba
Lineage: Eukaryota; Viridiplantae; Streptophyta; Magnoliopsida; Fabales; Fabaceae
Product: receptor-like protein EIX2
Exons: 3
Coding region: 1-3105 (1034 amino acids)
Molecular function (GO): protein binding
Source: RefSeq, a predicted model, not a curated record
AUGGUGAUCAAUGUGCUAAGCCAUACUUUCAAUCUCUUUUUCUUGAUUGCAACCUUGUGCAUCUCUAUGUGUGCAGGAAUUCCCAACAUGAAGAGUUGUGCUAAAACAGAUAAGCAGGCUCUUCUGAAGUUGAAAGCUGGUUUCAUUGAUGAUUAUGGAAUUCUUUCCUCAUGGAAACAUGAAGUUGAUUGUUGUGAGUGGAAUGGGGUUUCUUGCAAUCCUUUGACAGGUCAUGUCACUGAGCUGCACGUCCCAUCUAAUUAUUCCAGAUGUUUAAGAGGUAAAAUUGAUUCUUCACUAUGUGAUUUGCAACAUCUAACUCACUUGAAUCUCAGCUUUAAUGAUUUUGGAGGAAAUCAAAUCCGAAAAUGCAUUGGUUCUCUUAACCAACUGAGAGAGUUGAUAUUUAGAGAUGCCAAUCUCAGUGGUAUUAUCCCACAUGAAUUGCGCAAUCUGUCUAAUCUUCAAAUUCUAGACUUUGGGAAAAAUUAUGGUUUGAUUUCAACUGACCUUGAGUGGAUUUCUAAUGUUUCUUCUUUGAGGCAUCUUGAUUUGUCACAAGCUAAUCUAAGUAAAACUAUCGGUUGGGAGUCAUCUUUAUCAAGAAAAGCUCCUCAAUUAAGAGAGUUGAUACUUUCAGGUGCAGAUCUUGUUGGCACUAUUGGUCAUCAACUAGGAAAUCUAUCUAAUUUGGAAACUCUUGAUCUUAGUGGAAAUGAUUUGAUCAUGAAUGAUCUUAAGUGGAUUUCCCAACUUCCCUUUUUGAGGCAUCUUGAUUUGUCUUGCAUAAAUCUAAGUCAAGCUAUUGAUUGGCAAUCAUCAUUGUCAAAAGUUUCCUCUCUAUUUGAGCUUGACUUAACUGCAUGUGCUCUACCUCAGGUCAAUCCUAAAUCUUUGGUCCACAAUAAUUUUUCCACUCCUCUCACAAGCCUUAGCCUUAGCGCUAAUUACCUUGACGCUUCAAUCUUGUAUUGGGUGACUAAUAUUAGCAAAACCUUGGUAGAAAUUGAUCUCUCUUCGAAUUCUUUCCAAUAUAUUCCUGCUGGCUCAUUUUCAAAUAUGAAAUCUCUUAAAAUUCUAUAUCUCUCGUCAACAUCCUUGCAACAUGUUGCUUCAAGCGCCUUUACAAAUACCACUUCUCUUGAACACUUAGAUCUUUCCAAAAAUAAUCUUACCAAUGAUAUAGGGGAAGCCAUCUCUCAUUUAUGUCCAUUGCGUGACUUGCUGUUAUCCUUCAACAAUUUAUCUGGUCCAUUAAGAGAUUGGGUGCCACAGUUGCAUUGUGCCCAGCAUAGUAUAGAGGAAUUGGACCUAAGUGACAACUCAUUUAGUAGUGGGCCAUUUCCUGAUGUUUCGAAAUUCUUAUCCUUGGUCUCACUAAAUCUUCGACAUACUUGUCUUAAUGGGCCAAUUCCACAAUCACUUGGGCACUUACAUCAUCUUUCAGAUUUGGAUAUAAGUCAUAACAAUUUGAGUGGGCCAUUCCCAAAGCUUCAUGAACUUUCAUCAUUUUUCAAAUGGGUUCCACCUUUUCAAUUGGAUGAAUUUUAUGCGAGGUCAUGCAAUUUCAGCGUUGGCUUUCCAAUGUGGCUCAAGCAUCAAAGGGAGCUUUGGGCAUUGGACAUUUCUAAUGGCUCAAUUUCAGAUUCAAUUCCUGAAUGGAUAUGGCUAUUCCCGUAUUUGUUAUUUUUGGAUAUUUCGCAUAACCAAAUCUAUGGAGAAUUGCCAAAGUCGUUACCAAAAUCUGGAAUUGUCUGGGAUUUUAGCUUCAACAAUUUGUCAGGUGCCAUACCGCAAUUUUCACAAGAAGUAACAUCCUUGUUGCUCUCAAAUAAUAUGUUCUCAGGCUCCAUAUCUUCUUUAUGUGCAACAUUGCAAUCUCAGUUAAAGGAUCUUGACAUGUCAAGUAAUUUGCUAUCAGGAAAACUUCCUCACUGUUGGAGUCAAUUUCCUUUCUUGGAAGCUUUGAUAUUGGCAAACAAUAAUUUCUCAGGGUCAAUACCAUCUUCGAUUGGUGCUUUGGAGAAUAUUGAAACUAUCCAUUUAAAUAACAAUAGCUUCUCUGGAAAGAUACCAUCUUUAAGAUUUCCAGUUUUGGAGUUCAUUGAUUUUGGCCAGAAUAAUUUGUACGGAGAGUUGCCGACAUGGAUUGGUCUUUACUUGCCAAAUUUGAUUGUUUUGCGUCUCCAAUCAAACCAGUUUCAAGGGAAUAUACCUACAAGUUUAUGCGAGUUAUCACUUCUUCAAAUUUUAGAUCUCUCGCAAAAUAAUAUUACUGGGACAAUACCCUAUUGCCUCAAUAACUUGAGUGCUUUGUCAAAUUUAACAUUUCCAAGGUAUACCAUUUCUUAUAAUGUGUACGUUCCGCUUUAUGAACCAUCAUUUUUCAUUGAAUAUGCAAUGUUGAAUUGGAAAGGGGAAGUUGUGAAAUAUGAUAAGAAUCUGGGGCUAAUGACAGCCAUUGAUCUCUCUGGUAAUCAUCUGAUAGGAGAAAUUCCUAGUAGCCUAACAUCACUUGUGGCAUUGGCAUCCUUGAAUUUAUCGAGAAAUAACCUGACAGGAUUCAUUCCUAAAAGCAUGGGUCAAAUGAAAAUGUUGGAAUCACUUGAUUUGUCAAGUAACUUUCUUUCUGGUGGAAUUCCAAUGAGCUUCUCGGCUUUGAAUUUUUUGAGUUUCUUGAACUUGUCUUUCAACUACUUAUCUGGAGAAAUUCCACAAACCACUCAGCUUCAGACAUUUGAUGCUUCCAGUUACAUAGGAAAUCAUGGACUUUGUGGCCAGCCACUCACAAAAGGAUGCUCAAGAAAUAGUGACACUGAUCCAAAUCGCAAGGCAAGUCUUAGUAAUGAUGCAAAUGAAAAAGAUGAACUCGCAACUUUUGGAUACUACAUCACCAUGAUUUUAGGAUUUCUUGUUGGAUUUUGGGGAGUUUGUGGAACUUUAAUCCUUAAAAGUUCAUGGAGAGCGGCUUAUUUUCAAUUCUUCACCAACAUGUAUGACUGGAUUUAUGUUCGUUUGGUAAUUAUUCUUGAUCAAGUGAAAAAAGAAAGCCUACCAGCUGCUGAAAAUGAGAAGAUGAAUAAAGUUCUUGAAGGAAGCAUAUAG